AUGUCAACGUACGCAUCUGUACAGGCCUUCGCUAAGAAGAUAACAGUGGGGCUCGACAGGAUCGACGGUUUCAUCUGUAACGCAGGGCUCAUGAUCGAUGCGUGGUCACAGUCUAAGGGCAUGGAGACGAGCAUGUUUGUCAAUGCCAUCAACACGGUCUUCCUCGGCGCUCUCACGAUGCCUAAACUGAAGGAAUGUGCCAACAAAUUCAACAUCAAGCCAGUCCUCAUCUUCAUUGUCAGUGUACUUGGCUACAUCGUCAACGGCGAGAUAGACAACAGCCGCAAAAGCAUCAUCUUUGACGGGCUCAACGACCCGAAGCUGGCCAGGAGGGACGCGAGGUGA
Aspergillus wentii DTO 134E9 is the source of this 345-nucleotide messenger RNA. RefSeq lists its product as uncharacterized. NCBI's taxonomy places the organism in Eukaryota, Fungi, Ascomycota, Eurotiomycetes, Eurotiales, Aspergillaceae. The transcript has a single exon. Bases 1 to 345 code for a protein of 114 amino acids. The record is from RefSeq and is a predicted model, not a curated record.